Messenger RNA from Menidia menidia (Atlantic silverside), 393 nucleotides. The record is from the annotation of a GenBank genome assembly. Lineage: Eukaryota; Metazoa; Chordata; Actinopteri; Atheriniformes; Atherinopsidae.
AUGCAAACGUUCACACACUGGGGGGGGAAAAAAAUCCUAGUUGCAAGAGGACGCCUAACAUGUAAUGUCUUUCACAGCUUUGAAGAAAUCUACAAAUUCCAAAGACAAAUUCUUCGAGUCAAAGACAGAGAUGAAUUCCCGAUGAUCCUGGUAGGAAACAAAGCAGACCUGGAGCUACAGAGACAAGUAACCCAGGAAGAGGGCCAGCACCUGGCCAGGCAAUUAAAGGUCACAUAUAUGGAGGCCUCCGCCAAAAUCCGAAUGAACGUAGACCAGGCUUUCCACGAGCUGGUUAGAGUAAUCAGGAAAUUCCAAGAACAGGAAUGUCCACCGUCACCAGAACCUACAAGAAAAGAGAAAGACAAAAACGGCUGCCAUUGUGUGAUCGUCUAA